CAGUUAGAGGGCGGGGCAUCAGAACCGAACGUGUUCAUCAAAUGAAUCUGUCACUCGAGUUCAUUUAUUCUUUUAGACUGAGUUUAUUAAAAGCAAAGGGAUUAAAAAAAGAUGAAUGAGACAUUAUUUUCAGGGCUUUUCGACUUCGAGAGGAAGUUCGAUGAAAAAGUGGCGUUUAAAUGGUUUGAGGAAAACUGGACCACAUCCUUUGUUCUGUCUGCUCUAUACGCCGUGGUUAUUUUCCUUGGCCAGUACCUGAUGAGGGACAGACAGAAGCUGGACCUGCGUGUUGCACUGGUGCUUUGGUCCUCCAGCCUGGCUGUGUUCAGUAUAAUAGGAUCAGUGCGUUCAGGAUCGUACAUGCUGCACCUUCUCAACACCGGUGGGUUAAGACAGAGCGUGUGUGACACCAGCUUCUACAGUGCCCCCAUCAGCAAGUUCUGGGCCUACGCCUUCACCCUCAGCAAAGUACCAGAGUUUGGAGACACGGUGUUCAUCGUUCUGCGUAAGCAGCGUCUGAUCUUCCUGCACUGGUACCACCACAUCACGGUGCUGCUGUACACGUGGUACACCUACAGUGAGAGAACUGCAGGAGGCUGCUGGUUCAUCACCAUGAACUUCACCGUGCACUCACUCAUGUACAGCUACUACGCUGUGAAAGCGGCCGGCCUGCGCCUUCCUCGGCCCUGCGCCAUGAUCAUCACCAUCCUCCAGAUUUUACAGAUGGCUCUGGGUCUGAUGGUCCUCGGGCUCGUGUACCGCUGGAAGAACGACACGGUGUGCAGAUCUACAGAGAGCAACAUCACCUGGGGCUCGCUUAUGUACCUCAGCUACCUUCUGCUCUUUGCUUCCUUCUUCUACCAGUCCUAUAUGAAGGGAGGGAAGAAGGACACGCCCACAGAGAGAAAAGCUAAAGCUGAAUAGAAUGUCCUGGGCAGGAGAGGGCGCUGCUUUUCUGUCCAAAUCUCCAACUAAUCCAGGGUUUGGGUUAUAGGACCUCAGGGUGUGUGUGUGUGUGUGUGUGUGUGUGUGUGUGUGUGUGUGUGUGUGAAAGAAACAUAGCCAGUACACAGGGAGCAGGUUUACACUAACAGAUGUUUUGCACAUUCUUAAAGUAAUGACUUAACAUCCAAUGAUAUCUAUCUAUCCAUCCAUUUAUCCAUCCAUCCAUCCAUCCAUCCAUCCAUCCAUCCAUCCAUUCUUACACUAUACUCAUCUACCCAUUCAUCCAAUCAUCUGUCUGUCCAGCCAUUUAUCCAUCUCUUAAUGAAUCUAACAGUAUACUGAAGAUGUUUAUUUAUUCAUCUAUCACUUCAUCCAGCUAUGAAGCCAAAAGUCUUCCCAUCCAUCCAUUCAUCCAUCCAUCCAUCCAUCCAUCCAUAUAUCCAUCCAUUAAUAAAUCUAAUAGUUUGUUUAUCUAUCAUCCAUCCAUCCAUCCAUCCAUGACUCUAACAGUGUACUCAUCCAACCAUCUGUCCAUUUAUCCAUCCAAACAUGAAUCUGUCAGUAUAUACAGUACAUCUGUCCAUUUAACAGAAUAUCCCUCUACCCAUCUAUCCAUGAAUCCAUUCACUAAUCCAUCCAUUUAUAUGCAUUUAUUUUUCUGUGUGCAUUUCUUCAUUUAUCAUUCUAUCAACCAGAAUUACAUCCACACAUUCAUCAUCUGUCCAUCCAUUCAGUUAUCUAUUUAUCUGUCCACCUGGCAAUUUAUCUAUCUAUCCAUCAGUAUGUGUAUCAACAAGUACUGUCAUUCUGAGCUUUUCUUUUAAACUGUUUUAUGUUUAAUAAAUUUUUUAUUUAAAAAAUCCA
Silurus meridionalis is the source of this 1809-nucleotide messenger RNA. RefSeq names its product Elongation of very long chain fatty acids protein 6-like. Gene Ontology annotation, cellular component: endoplasmic reticulum membrane. Bases 112 to 924 code for a protein of 270 amino acids. Gene Ontology annotation, biological process: very long-chain fatty acid biosynthetic process; sphingolipid biosynthetic process; fatty acid elongation, polyunsaturated fatty acid. NCBI's taxonomy places the organism in Eukaryota, Metazoa, Chordata, Actinopteri, Siluriformes, Siluridae. Gene Ontology annotation, molecular function: fatty acid elongase activity. The record is from RefSeq and is a predicted model, not a curated record. The transcript has 4 exons.